ACAGGAUAAGUCAUUCUCACAGCGCUGAAGAAUCUAUCGAUCCAUUUUUCUCCGAACAGAAACGAUCACAGGAUGUUCAGGGUCUUACUGCUCCUGUUGCUCGUGGCUGGUCUCCAUGCAAGCCCACUGCACCGAUUCCCAAAUGGUAAAGUAAAAAGAAAUGGGCUACAAAUGGUCAAAGAUGAACACAGGGAUAACUUGGUUCUGAAGCACAUAAACACUGAUGUGAAACCCAAGAAGCAAGAACCAGUUCCUGUUGAGAUCCGCAGGCAGGGAACAGAACCUUCCAGACGCAUCCUGAUGGACCUGAACACUGGGAUGCUCAAGGAGGAACUCAGCGAAAUGAAUAGAAGAGUUUCCGGCUACUAUAAUCCCCCAGUUUAUGAGAUGAGGAAGGGAACCCAGAAUUCUCACGCUACCCUGGUGGAUCCCAGAACUGGACAACUACUGGAGCCACAAACAGAGCAGCAGAGGAGCACAGCGCCAUUGGGUGAGUUCAGACAAGGCACUGAGUACCAGCCGUACAUCCUACAAGUGCUCAGAUUGAGUGCGAUGUACAAACAAGACACUGAAACUUCCAGAAAACUCCUGAUGGACCUGAAUGCUGGUCUACUCAAAGAACACAGGAAUCAGAUGCACAGGAAAGCAGGCUCAGCUAAAUGGGAAGUGGUUUCCGAUCAUGAAGAUGAAAGAAGCCAAGACUCUUCUGAACAUGAGGAGAACAACAAAGCAGCUCCUGUUGAGAUCCGUAGGCAGGGAACAGAAUUUUCCAGACGCAUCUUGAUCGAUGUGGAGACUGGGAUGCCCAAGGAGGAACUCAGCGAAAUGAACAGAAGAGUUUCCGGCUACUACAAUCCUCCAGCUUAUGAGAUGAGAAAGGGAACCCAGAAUUCUCACGCCACUCUGGUUGAUCCCAGAACUGGACAACUGCUGGGGUCACAAACAGAGCAGCAGAGGAGCACAGCACCACUGGAUGAGUUCAGACAAGGCACUGAGUACCAGCUGUACAUCCUACAGGUGCUCAGAUUGAGUGCGAUGCACAAACCAGGCACUGAAACUUCCAGAAAACUCCUGAUGGACCUAGACAACGGGCUACUAAAAAAACACCAAAAUAAGAUGGACAGGAGAGCAGACUCAGCUAAAUGGGAAGUGGUUUCCGAUCAUGAAGAUGUAAGAAGCCAAGACUCUUCUGAGAAUAAGGACAACCAUAAGGCAGCUCCUGUUGAGAUCCGUAGGCAGGGAACAGAAGCUUCCCAACGCUUCCUGACAGACUCGAACACUGGGAUGCCCAAGGAGGAACUCGGCGAAAAGAACAAAAGAGUUUCUGGCUUGGAUGAGUUCAAACAAGGCACUGAGUACCAGCUGCACACCCUACAGAAGCACAGGAUGUAUGGCAUUAUGAAACAACGUUUAACACAUUUAUGAAAGUCACAGACUCUGUGAGCUUUUCCUUAUCAAUGAACAUUGUCUUUGCUGGCUAAUAAGACAUGAUUAAUUUACAUAACUGUCAUCAUUUGGAACACAUUAGUACUUUCUGCUAUUAUUAAGUUGUAUAAAGCUGCUAAAAUAUAACUGCAGGUCAACAGUCAAUGCUAUUUUGGGCCAAAACCAAAUUUUUUGGUCAUUGUUCCAGAUGAGAGCUGGUGGAUAACCACAUGAAGACCAUCUCAAGAUCUCUGUGUUUUACUAAAGCUGUUGUCAUCAGAUAUGUAACUGCCAAUCUAGUUGACUCUACUGAUGUAUUCAGAGGUUUCAUGCAAUAAAAGU
Messenger RNA from Labeo rohita (rohu), 1767 nucleotides. RefSeq lists its product as uncharacterized. The coding region runs from base 73 to 1425 and encodes 450 amino acids. Lineage: Eukaryota; Metazoa; Chordata; Actinopteri; Cypriniformes; Cyprinidae. The transcript is spliced from 10 exons. The record is from RefSeq and is a predicted model, not a curated record.